ACGGCCGUAUUACUAUGCAACUUUCACUGUAACAUCGCCCUGCCUGCAGCUCCACCGCUGCUGAGCGGAGAAACAAACAUGGCGGCCGGCUACGCGUGGCUCCUUGUGCUGGGGUCGGUUUUUUUGUGCAAUCUCAUGAAAAGCCUCCUGCCGACCAUAUCCUCUUUCCUCUCAAAGAUGGUGCAGAAAGAUGCUGAGCAGGAGAGUGAGAUGAGGACUGAAGUCCAGGAGAUGAAGAAGGAGCAGGCCUCAAUCAGCAUGAUGGAUGAGUUUGCUAGAUAUGCCAGACUAGAGCGCAAAAUCAACAAGACGACAGACAAGCUGAAAACACAUGUGAAAUCGAGAACAGCGCAACAAGCCAAGAUGAAAUGGGUGGUGAACAUCGUCUUUUAUAUACUGCAGGCGGCUCUGAUGAUCUCCUUGAUAUGGAAGUAUUACUCUGAUCCUGUGACAGUGGUCCCUAGUAAAUGGAUUGCCCCAGUGGAGCGCCUGGUGGCCUUCCCAACAGGAGUUGCAGGUGGAGUGGGAAUCACAUGCUGGCUGGUGGUUUGUAACAAAGUGGUUUCGCUGGGUCUCCAUGCCGUCAGCUAGAGACCAACGCAGCGGUUCUCUUAACGUGUCGCUGAAAAUUCAGUUGAUGAGAGCCUUAUUUUGUGUUAAUUUAUUUUCUGCUACGUCAGGCCACCGUUUAAAAGUAUUGCAUUUCUGCAUUGACUCGUAUUGCAACUUGUUUUUUUGGGGGGGGGCUGGUGGGGGUUGGGAAGAGAAUUUUUAUGAUUUUGGGAAUGUUUUGACAGAAUUGGACCAAAAGAGUGGUUUUGAAAUGUUGAGAUUCCUUUUUAAGAAAAUAAAACAUCAAGAAAAGAUUGUAAUGUUAUUAUUAUUCAAAUUGAAACAGACUAAAACAAAGCAUUUGCUCAAACAA
Pungitius pungitius (ninespine stickleback) is the source of this 925-nucleotide messenger RNA. RefSeq names its product guided entry of tail-anchored proteins factor 1 (gene get1). The record is from RefSeq and is a predicted model, not a curated record. The transcript is spliced from 5 exons. Gene Ontology annotation, molecular function: protein-membrane adaptor activity. Gene Ontology annotation, cellular component: GET complex. NCBI's taxonomy places the organism in Eukaryota, Metazoa, Chordata, Actinopteri, Perciformes, Gasterosteidae. The coding region runs from base 79 to 591 and encodes 170 amino acids. Gene Ontology annotation, biological process: tail-anchored membrane protein insertion into ER membrane.